CUUUACCGUUAUGAUAAGACAUUCCAAUCCCUUGCUUAUUUUACUUGUUGGCCCGCUGUUUGAAACUUUUUUAAAGGUAGUAUUUUAAACCCUAUUAAACUGGUCAGGAAUUGACUGUUUAAAUAUCGGAGAGCUUCGACAGCCUUCUCGGUUUGAAUCAACAAUGUUCACUCAGAUAAGUAGACUGGACUCGGACAUCAGUGGGAUACAAUGGGCAUGGAUGUGGAAGAAUAGGACUGCAACUGGAAAGGAUCAAAUAUGGCUGCUCAGAGAAUCCGGGCUACGAAUAACAACAACGUGCUCCCCCGCUGCAAAUCAGAAGGCACCCUCAUCGACUUGAGCGAUGGGAUACCUGAGCCAAGCUUCAGUGAUGUCAAAGUGCCUUCUCCGAGUGCCUUACUCCUGGAUAAGUCUGCCUCAUUUGGAAAUGCACGAGAAGUUGUUGCCAUCAAGGACUACUGCCCCACCAGCUUCACUACUUUGAAGUUCUGCAAGGGAGACCAUCUGUAUGUGCUGGACACCUCCGGAGGAGACUGGUGGUAUGCCCACAACAAUACUGAAAUGGGCUACAUCCCUGCUGCCUAUGUCCUGCCGGUCAGCCAUCGUAACUCCUCUCUCAGUGACAGCGGGAUGAUAGACAUCCCCGGGGACAGUGCUGAUGAGGGAGCCAAAGAACUUGACUUCCUUGGGGAGUGGACGGAGGUCAUCGCAAAGCAGUCUACCAAGACGUACGAGAACAAUCCCUUUCUGAACCGUUCCUCCACCAACCCCUUUCUCAACGGGGUUGUGCAGUCACCGCUCGAUCAGAACAGUAGCGAGCAGACAGGUUUGAAAGCGGUGGACUUGCUUCUCUUUGACACCCUUUCCCCCAGCUCUUCCACCACCAACAGUUUCAGCAACAGCAUCUUUGACAACACUCCCUCUAGUCCCAAGCUGGAAGUGUGCCAAGCGCUAAGGCGGGAUAAUCCUUUCUUCAGGAGCAAGCGUUCCUACAGCCUUUCGGAGCUCUCUAUCCUCCAAGCCCAGUCCAAUGCCCCUCCGACCUCCUCUGGGUUCUUCUCCGGUUUGAAAGCCCCAGCCCCAGAGCAGUUCCAGAGCAGGGAGGACUUUAGGGCAGCUUGGUUGAACCAUCGGAAGCUGGCCAGAUCUUGCCAUGACUUGGACUCUCUUGGCCAGAACCCAGGCUGGGGUCAGACGCAACCGGUGGAGACAAACAUAGUGUGCAAACUGGAUAGCUGUGGUGGGGCCGUCCAGCUACCAGACACCAGCAUCAGUAUUCACGUACCUGAAGGCCACGUGGCUCCUGGAGACACCCAGCAGAUCUCCAUGAAAGCCUUGCUAGACCCACCGCUGGAGCUCAACACUGACAAGUACUCCACAGUGAGCCCUGUGGUGGAGAUCAAGCUGAGUAACAUGGAGAUCAAGACCUUUAUCACCCUGGAAAUGAAAGUGUCUGUGGAGGUGAAGAAGGACAGCAGAAACACAGCUGAUGUUGUCUGCGUUAGGAGUGAUUGCAAAGAAGGGCCUUACUCCCCGAUACCCCAAGCAUACAUCUAUGGGGACACUGUGCAGGUGCAGCUAGACAACUUGGAGCCCUGCAUGUACGUGGUGGUGAUCGUUCAAGCACAGAAUCUUACGCAACCCUCAACGGUAUGGGAUCAUGUGGUGAAGAAAGUCACUCUUGGUGUGUAUGGGCCUAAACAUAUCCAUCCCUCUUUCAAAACCGUGGUGGCUAUUUUCGGUCACGACUGCGCACCCAAGACCCUGAUGGUGAGUGAGGUGGGGAAGCAGGCCCACAGUGCCCCUCCAGUGGCCCUACAGCUAUGGGGGAAGCACCAGUUUGUGCUAGGGAGGCCACAGGACUUGAAAAUCGGAAUGUAUUCCAACAUGUCCAACUACGAGGUCAAAGAGAAUGAGCAAGCCAGGAUUGUACGGGGGUUCCAGGUGAAGCUGGGGAAAGUGAGCCGAUUGAUUUACGUGAUCGCAUCCCGCAACGCAGAUGACCUAUCGGACUUCACCCUCCGGGUUCAAGUGAAGGAUGACCACGAAAGCAUCCUAGCGCAGUUUUGCGUACAGACGCCUCAACCCCUGCCAAAAACAGGGAUACGGACCACAGGGCAGAGGAGGUUCCUCAAGAAGAAAGAGGUAGGGAAGAUUUUACUGUCGCCCCUCGCUGUAACAACUAAAUAUCCAGUGUUCCAAGAUCGAUGCAUCACCAGCUUGAAGUACGGCAAGCUCCUCAAGACCGUGAUGAGGCAAAACAAGAACCAGUACCUCUUGGAGUACAGGAAGGGAGAUGUGAUUGCGUUGCUUAGCGAGGAGAAAAUCAAAUUGAAAGGACAGCUGUGGACCAAAGAGUGGUAUAUAGGGUACUAUCAAGGCAAAAUAGGACUUGUGCAUGCCAAAAACGUGCUGGUGGUCGGCAAAAUCCAAUCUAGCUUUUUUGGGUUUGAUCUCACGACUACAAUGCUGCUGGAUCAGAUUUUGAAACCUUGCAAGUUCUUGACGUACAUCUAUGCGUCAGUAAGGACGAUGCUGAUGGAGAACAUCGGCAGCUGGAGGGCGUUUGCCGAUGCGCUGGGCUACUACAAUCUGCCACUGUCGUUUUUCUGUCGGACUGAUUUGGACAGUGAGCCGGAAAAGGUGGCCUCGGUGCUGGAGAAGCUGAAGGAGUAUUGCAACAACGGUGACGACAAAGAGAGGAAGUCCUUCCAGAAGUACCUCAUGACAGCCUUGCUGAAGAUAGACUGCCAGGGCCUGGUUGCCCGGCUCAUCCAGGACUUCGUGCUGCUCACCACGGCUGUGGAGCUGGCUGCGAGGUGGAGGGAGCUGGCAGAGAAACUGGCCAAGGUCUCCAAGCAACAGAUGGAUGCCUACGAAGCUCCUCAUAGAGACAAGAACGGGGUGCUCGACUCGGAGGCGAUGUGGAAGCCUGCCUAUGACUUUCUGCUGACCUGGGCUGCCCAGAUGGGGGACAGCUACCGCGAUGUGCUCCAGGAACUCCACAUGGGGCUGGACAAGAUGAAGAACCCUAUCACCAAGCGCUGGAAGCACCUGACCGGCACACUCAUCCUCGUCAACUGCCUGGAUGUCCUGAGAGCUUCAGCCUUCAGCCCGGCCGCACAGGAUGACUUCGCCAUUUAACACCCCGGAACACUCCAGAACACUCUGCCAGGGACUCAAUAUUCAUUUACUAUUUCAAAUAUUUUAAAAGCCUUUUUUUUUUUUUUUACCCCUCCCUAAAGAUAUUUUUUUGUUGUUGCCCAACCAUUUCUAAUAAAUCCUACUGACUGAACAAAAUACUUAGAAUGCCCAAUACAGGGCUUCCUCUUUUAUUUUAUUAUCUGACUUACACAGAAAAAAAAACAGUGAAAAAUUGAAAAUGGCGAAUUAGUGACGGGCCCUUAUACAGGACGAUAUAGGCCUUGUGCAAUUUACUGUCAACAUGGCCCAGCAGUGAAUUAUCAAAUGGUGAAAUACCCAGGGGUCACACGCCUCCAUCGAGAAUUUGGGACAAGUCCAGACCUGGGAGGUGGUCUGCUUUACCCCUUGCUUAUUAAAUAUCUUGUCAUCCCUGAAUAAAUAAUCACCAUGUCGUUCAACUAGUCUGUUAGUCGGUUGCUGUUGCAGAAACACAUUUUUUGGGGGGGCUAAAAUGAACUAAUGUCCUAAGUUUAGAAAUAAUAAAAUAACUUUGUUCAAUGACAGACAGUUUGACGAGGAGUCUCUCAGUGGCAUUGAAGACUAGGGGGUGCUGUUACUCGAGUAAUUACCUUUUUAAGAGGUAUUUAUCGGCAGAUAUUAAAUAAAUCUAUUUAUUAAUGUGUUGAUUUCAAAACAGAAAAGCUGACCUCCCCUCACAUUUACAAUUGAGUACCAACCAAUGGCAAUUAACUUCCACAUUAAGUGUUUUAAAAGCCAAUUGGAAUAUAAUUUUCUUAUCACCCUGGGUGCUGACAUUUUUACUUCUGUACUAUCUUAUCAAAGCUGUAAACUGACAAUGAUAUGUUGCUAAACUAGCAAAUGCAACUGAUUCAUGACGUACAUGUGACCUUUUCUUUACCCUCGAGCUACCGCCGUGGAAACUGGGAUGUAUUUCUUUGAGUUUAAUCGGCGGUUACAUUUUGCCCAGGAUUACAAUCCCAAAAUUCACUCCAGAGAUGACACGUUUCUAAAAAAGUGAAAAAAAAAAAAAGAUUUCCUAUCAAAAUUAU
Acipenser ruthenus (sterlet) is the source of this 4214-nucleotide messenger RNA. RefSeq names its product SH3 domain-binding protein 4-A-like. The transcript has 5 exons. The coding region runs from base 259 to 3144 and encodes 961 amino acids. Gene Ontology annotation, molecular function: protein binding. NCBI's taxonomy places the organism in Eukaryota, Metazoa, Chordata, Actinopteri, Acipenseriformes, Acipenseridae. Gene Ontology annotation, cellular component: cytoplasm. The record is from RefSeq and is a predicted model, not a curated record.